Molecule: messenger RNA, 480 nt
Organism: Elephantulus edwardii (Cape elephant shrew)
Lineage: Eukaryota; Metazoa; Chordata; Mammalia; Macroscelidea; Macroscelididae
Product: chromosome unknown open reading frame, human C16orf91
Exons: 2
Coding region: 1-480 (159 amino acids)
Source: RefSeq, a predicted model, not a curated record
AUGGCCGCCUGGAGUAGCGUCUUGUUUCCGGUUUUGCGCGACGGAAGUGACGAGAGCGCAGUGCGCCGCUGUGUGGAGCGGGGGUUGGACGGCUGGAUGAAUCGCGUGUUGUGUUCGCCGGCGGCCGGGGCCGCCCGGGCGCUGAGGUUCGCGCGGUGGUCCUCCCCGAGCUCACAUUCGACCUCCGGUGGCCAAGCUCGAGUCCAGAGAGUGACAGAGGCAGAGAAAGACCUUUACCAGCCUAUACCGUUUUCCUCUAGCAAAGCCAACCCAUCCCGCUGGAGGGUGGAACAUUCACUGGGCAAGAUGCAGCAGCGGCCCUGGUGGAAAGUGCUGCCCUUGAGCUUCUCCCUCCUGGCUUUCGUCGUUUGGUGCUACCUCAGGCGGGAAAGCAGUUCAGAUGCGUGGUUAAGCGAGGAGCUGGAGGAAGAACCAGAGCCCAGGGAUCGCUUCGAGGAGCAUGUCACUGCGAGGAUAUAA